AUGUCAGAUUAAGAUACUUUUGUUAUUGAAGAUAGUAAAAAGCAUCACAAGAAAUCAGCUCAUGCUCAUGAUGAUUUCGAAAAGUACUCAGGAUAUAAUUUUGGUUCUGAUUUGUGUUUUACAGUUGGUAUUUCUUAUUUACUAGCUAGCUCAGUUGGUCUUGUUAAAGGUUUUGUUGAAGGUUUCCCAACCAACUUUUCUUUACCAAAGAAGCUCUUAUUAAACAACUUCUUUAAUAGUUUAGGAAAGAAUCAAUCCACAUUUGGCUAAAAGGCUGCAGGCGCUGGUUUUCUUUACUACGGCAUCGGCACUGGUAUGAAUUUCUUUUUUGAAGAUCAAUUUGAAGAUCUUACAGAUUUCUAAAAGAAUCUUACUAUUGGUUCUAUUACUGGUUUGAUCUUCACUACUGGUAGUGGUGGUUUAGGAUUCUUAAGAGGUACUUUAGGUGGUGCUGCCAUCAUAGGUGGUCUUUCUCUCUUUACUGAUUAUUUACACUCUAAAUAAUAUUUAUCUUUCCAAGUCAAAUUCUGA
Messenger RNA from Tetrahymena thermophila SB210, 531 nucleotides. RefSeq names its product transmembrane protein, putative. The transcript has 3 exons. The record is from RefSeq and is a predicted model, not a curated record. NCBI's taxonomy places the organism in Eukaryota, Ciliophora, Oligohymenophorea, Hymenostomatida, Tetrahymenidae.